UCCAGAGCUAAGAGCAGAAGCAUUUGCGCAGAUAGUCUGCGCUGCAAGAACACACUCUCGGUUUCCCAGCCUCGGAAGUUUCUAGUUUUUUUUUAAUCAUUAUUAUUAUUAUUGUUAUUGCGCCUCUGCUGCUCCAUCGGCCUGCAACGGAGCACGCGUCGACAGCAGCCAGCCUGUGAUAAUAGACUGCAUCAGGGAUAAAAGAUGGUGAUCAAAGUGUACAUAGCAACGUCCUCCGGAUCCACCUCGAUUAAAAAGCAGCAGCAGGACGUGAUGGGCUUCCUGGCGGCCAAUAAGAUCGAGUACGAGGAGUGCGACAUCGCGGCCAACGAGGCCAACAGGAAGUGGAUGAGGGAGAACGUACCGGAGGAGUCACGACCUGCCACGGGGAACCCUCUGCCCCCUCAGAUUUUUAAUGAAGAAAAAUACUGCGGGAACUACGAGGCCUUCUUCGACGCCAGAGAGGACAACGCUGUGUAUGCAUUUCUGGGUCUGACUGCUCCUCCAGGUUCGAAGGAAGCAGAGGCUCAAGCGAAGAAGGCGCAGCAGUAGCAUUUCAAUCACCGUUUCUACCUUAAACCUCAGGCCUUCCCAAGACCCAGAACCGACCCGGAACCGACCCGAAAGAAAACAAACAAACAAAAAAAC
This is a messenger RNA of Xiphophorus hellerii (green swordtail), 648 nucleotides long. It is a transcript of the gene sh3bgrl, whose product is annotated as SH3 domain binding glutamate-rich protein like. The record is from RefSeq and is a predicted model, not a curated record. Lineage: Eukaryota; Metazoa; Chordata; Actinopteri; Cyprinodontiformes; Poeciliidae. The coding region runs from base 205 to 552 and encodes 115 amino acids. Gene Ontology annotation, cellular component: cytoplasm. The transcript is spliced from 4 exons.